Molecule: messenger RNA, 981 nt
Organism: Abrus precatorius (Indian licorice)
Lineage: Eukaryota; Viridiplantae; Streptophyta; Magnoliopsida; Fabales; Fabaceae
Product: diacylglycerol O-acyltransferase 2D
Exons: 9
Coding region: 1-981 (326 amino acids)
Biological process (GO): triglyceride biosynthetic process
Cellular component (GO): endoplasmic reticulum membrane
Molecular function (GO): diacylglycerol O-acyltransferase activity
Source: RefSeq, a predicted model, not a curated record
AUGGCGGCGAGUAACGGCGGAGCCUCGGUGGAGAAAGUGAUCAGCGGGAGAGAAGAAUUCGGCGAUUCAUCCAAUUUGUUCAAAUCGAUUCUAGCAAUGGCUCUGUGGCUGGGAGCUAUUCAUUUAAACGUCGCAUUGAUCCUCGUCGCCGUCUUCUUCCUUUCUCUCUCCAAAUCGCUCUUGGUUUUCGCUUUUCUGUUUGUGUUUAUGGUGCUUCCUAUCGACGAUAAGAGCAAGUUUGGCCGGAGAUUGUCAAGGUACAUAUGCAAGCACGCUUGCAAUUACUUUCCAAUCACGCUUCAUGUUGAGGAUAUGAAAGCCUUUGAUCGUAGUCGUGCUUAUGUUUUUGCUUAUGAACCACAUUCAGUUUUGCCGAUUGGCGUUGUUGCACUAGCUGACAGCACAGGUUUCAUGCCUCUUCCAAAAGUUAGAGUUCUUGCUAGCAGUGCGGUGUUCUACACACCAUUUUUGAGACACAUAUGGACAUGGUUGGGUCUUGCUCCAGCAACAAAGAAAAAUUUUAUCUCCAUGUUAGCAUCUGGCUGUAGUUGCAUUUUAAUACCAGGUGGAGUGCAAGAAACAUUUCUCCUGCAGCGUGGCACUGAGAUUGUUUUCCUUAAGGCAAGAAGAGGAUUUGUCCGCAUUGCAAUGGAGAAGGGCCAACCUUUGGUUCCAGUUUUCUGCUUUGGUCAGUCAGAUAUCUAUAAGUGGUGGAAACCAGGUGGGGAGUUCUUUCUGAAAUUUGCAAGGGUUAUCAAGUUCACCCCAAUAUAUUUUUGGGGAGUUUUCGGAUCUCCGUUACCAUUCAGACAUCCAAUGCAUGUAGUGGUGGGUAGACCAAUUGAGCUUGAGAAAAACCUAGAACCAACCACCCAGGAGGUUGCCAAGGUACACACUCAAUUUGUGGAAGCACUUCAAGAUCUAUUCGAAAGGCACAAAGCUCGGGCUGGUUAUCCAAACCUGGAGUUAAGAAUUGUUUGA